Messenger RNA from Aaosphaeria arxii CBS 175.79, 948 nucleotides. RefSeq names its product NAD(P)-binding protein. The record is from RefSeq and is a predicted model, not a curated record. Lineage: Eukaryota; Fungi; Ascomycota; Dothideomycetes; Pleosporales. The transcript has 3 exons. Bases 1 to 948 code for a protein of 315 amino acids.
AUGUCUCGCUUUAGCUAUUCUACGACUGGGAGUGAGGUGGUUGCGGCCUUCGCAGAACAAGUUACCGGAAAGACCUUCGUGAUCACUGGGGCCAGUGAUGGUGGGCUGGGUGCAGGCGUCGCAGUCUCUCUCGCAGCUGCACACCCUGCCACGAUUUUGCUCCUCGGACGCACCGAGAACAAAGUGGCGCCCGUAAUCGACACCAUCCAAAAGAUCAGCCCGUCAACCACCGUGCUCUUUGUCGAGAUUGACUUUGCAUCAUGCGCUUCGGUUCGUACCGCCGCAGCUAAAGUUGGUGACAUUGUUGAAAAUAUCGAUGCCCUAAUCAAUAAUGCUGGCAUCAUGGGUGCCAAAUUCUCCCUCACGCCUGAGAAUGUGGAGAGUCAGUUCGGCGCAAAUCACAUCGGCCAUUUCUUACUCACGAACCUUCUUGUGUCGAAGCAGAAUGCUAUCGGCAAGGGUGCUCGCGUCAUCAAUGUUUCUAGCCAACUGUAUCAAUUCAGUCCUGUGCGCUUCGACGAUUACAACUUCUCCAAUGGAGCAGUGUUCAAUACCUGGGAGGCCUACGGUCAGUCAAAGACGGCCAACAUUCUCUUCUCGGUCGCUUUGGCUAAGAAGCUGGCUGAACGGGGAGUAAGAAGUUAUUCCUUGCAUCCAGGGAACAUCCAGGCGACCAAGUUGUCGUCUCAGAUCGACCCAGCGGAGUUUCCAAUCGUGGGGCAAAUGAUCGUGGAUAAGAAGAUCGCUAUGCCCAGAGAGAAGACGAUUGAACAAGGAACUGCGACUACGCUGGCGGCUGCCUUGGAUCCUGAGCUAGACAAUGCAUCAGGAGCUUUCCUAGAUGAUUGCAAUGUGGCGACACCAUUGGCCUAUGCGUCUAGCCAGGAAAAUGCAGAAGAGCUAUGGGCCCUGAGUGAGAAGAUUGUAGGGCAAAACUUUUCCUACUGA